AUGGAUGGCAAUUCCGAAGCAAAGCGCACAGCGUCCAGUCAGCACCAGAAUGCUCCAUCAGGGGCCUCUGAACAGCCCAAGAGCUCGAUGGUGAAACGUAUACUGAAGAACUUCAAGAUAGCCCUGCUUCAUAGUUGGGUCAAUGUCUUGUUGGUGUUCGUACCGGUCGGUAUUGCCGUCCAUUUUGCCGGUGUCGACCCCAACGUGGUCUUUGCCCUGAAUGCCGUGGCCAUCAUCCCCUUGGCUGGCCUCUUGACGUUUGCCACAGAAAGUGUUGCACAUCGACUUGGUCCAACCCUGGGUGCUCUGUUGAAUGUCAGUUUCGGUAACGCGGUUGAACUGAUCAUCUUCAUCAUUGCCCUUGUCAAGAAUGAGAUUCGCAUUGUCCAGGCAUCCCUCAUCGGCUCCCUGCUGGCGAAUCUGCUUUUGAUUUUGGGAAUGGCAUUCUUGAUUGGUGGCCUCGAGUAUCGGGAACAGAUAUACGACAGCACUGUCACCCAGAUGUCGGCUUGCUUGUUGGCGCUUGCUGUCCUCAGUCUGCUGAUUCCAACGGCGUUCCACGCUUCCUUCAAUGAUUUGGCCAUUGCAGAUCGAGCCGUUGUCAAACUCAGCCGUGGGACCUCAGUGAUUCUUCUGAUCAUAUACUUUCUUUACCUAUUGUUCCAACUGAAAUCUCAUGCAUACCUCUAUCAAGGGACUCCUCAACACAUCAUCGACGAGGAAGCGGUGCCUGGAUUCUUGGCUCGUUUCGAUUCCACAAGCUCGUCGUCCACCAACCAGUCGCGGACUUCAACCCAUAGCUCGGGAUCGCAGCGCCGCGUUCGUAAGCGAUUGAGAGCGCAGUUAGGCAGAAAGCGACACCAGAAGACUGAAAUUGAACACGAGGAUGAUGUGGAGGCCGCCCCUCACGUCGAUUCAGCUCUGCCGGACAUUCUGGCGGAGAAGACAGAAGAACCAGAGGAAAUGGCCGUAGAGCUGCACCCGCCCAUGGCUGCGCCUACGACUGCCCCAUAUAUUUCAGCCAAGGAGAAGAAGCCGAUUUUGGGCCCUCGAGGGAUCUCCUUCCGUACACCACCAGUGUUCCGGUCUACGACACUCCCGCCCACGAGGAAUAAGAACCCGCCAGAUCCUCAUAUUCACAAUCUCCGCCGAUACCGGUCAAACCCCGACCACACUCCAAACUUCCGUCGGGACUCCUCAGGUCAAGUCCGUCGUGGUGCCCCCAGCAGUAUCCCCGAAGAAACUGUCGAUGCACCUCCAAUUGGCCAAACCGCCUCGAUCGUCCUACUGCUCAUUUCCACCGCUCUUGUAGCGUUGUGUGCCGAGUUCCUUGUGGGCAGCAUCGAGCACUUGGUGGACAAUUCGCCGUUAUCCGAGGCGUUUGUCGGGCUGAUCAUCUUGCCCAUUGUCGGCAAUGCCGCCGAACACGUCACGGCGGUGACGGUGGCGGCAAAGAAUAAACUCGACCUGGCACUGGGCGUGGCCCUUGGAAGUUCCAUCCAGAUCGCCCUGUUUGUCACGCCGGUGGUUGUCAUCCUCGGAUGGAUCCUGAGCAAGGACAUGUCGCUCUACUUCAGCCUCUUCGAGACAGGGUCGCUGUUCGUGGCCACCUUUAUCGUCAACUUUCUUGUCCUCGAUGGGAGGAGCAAUUAUCUUGAAGGUGCGCUUUUGUGUGCGUGCUACAUUAUUGUUGCGUAA
Molecule: messenger RNA, 1698 nt
Organism: Capronia coronata CBS 617.96
Lineage: Eukaryota; Fungi; Ascomycota; Eurotiomycetes; Chaetothyriales; Herpotrichiellaceae
Exons: 2
Coding region: 1-1698 (565 amino acids)
Biological process (GO): calcium ion transmembrane transport; intracellular calcium ion homeostasis
Cellular component (GO): fungal-type vacuole membrane
Molecular function (GO): calcium:proton antiporter activity
Source: RefSeq, a predicted model, not a curated record